GCCAACAACUACAUUCGCAAGUGGCUGGGCCUUCCCAGAUGUCUUUCCAACACGGCGCUGUUUGGAAGAACCAUCCUGAAGCUGCCACUGAAAUCCAUCAGCUUGGGCUACAAACAGGAGAAGGGCGUAAGUGGAAUGCGACGCAGACAGUAGACCAGGCCAUCGUCCGACUGAAACACCAGGAGAUGGUAGGACAGAUACAGUCUGGCAGAGCCGGCUUCGGAUGGGUAACAGCAUCCAAGAUGUGGUCCAAAGCCUCAAGGAAGGAAAGAAAAGAUCUGGUGAUCUCAGAAGUGGUCAAGAUGGAAGAGGAGAGCUACAUGAUCAAGGCUGUGGGCCAACAGCAGCAAGGGAGAUGGACCAUUUGGGAGGCCGUUGUCAACAGAGUUGUUACGUGGGCAGACAUGUGGAAGAUGCCCCAGGCGAGGCUAAGUUUUCUCAUCAGGGCCACGUACGAUACCCUCCCCAGUCCCAGGAACUUGCAUGUGUGGUAUGGGGCAGAGGUGACCUGCCAGCUCUGUGACUCCCAGAACCCAAGCUUGCAUCACAUUCUUUCUGGCUGCAAGGUAGCUUUGUCGCAGGGCCGGUAUGGAUGGCGGCACGACCGCGUCCUGCGGAAGCUAGCUGAAAUCCUGGAGGCACGCAGAGUGGAAGCAAAUGGGGCCAGUCCAGGAACAGCUCAGCGGUUGAUUAAGUUUGUCAAGCAAGGUGGCCAGCCUCAGAGCAGCAGCAAGAGCAUCCAGUCCCUCCUGUCAGUUGGCGGAGAAUGGAACAUGAAGGCUGAUCUAGAUCGUCAGUUGAAGUUCCCUCAAGAGAUCACAACAACCUUGUUACGCCCAGACAUUGUCCUGUGGUCCACCUCUACUAAAACUGUCAUCAUGGUAGAAUUAACGGUACCAUGGGAAGAGGGAAUGGAGGCUGCCUUUGAAAGAAAGAGGGACGAAUACUUAGAGCUGGCAAGUGAGUGUGCACAAGCAGGAUGGAGGCCCUUCACCUAUCCAGUAGAAGUUGGCUGUAGAGGCUACACUGGAGCGUCCACCCAGCGGCUCCUAAAGUCCCUCGGGAUUAAAGGCUCCAAUCUAAAGAAGGCCCUCAAAGCCCUGGGAGAGGAGGCAGAACAAGGGAGCUUCUGGUUGUGGCUCAGAAGAAACGAUAAGGCGUGGGGAAAGCAAGGCGCGUAGACAGGGGGCAGUAGGGAGACUUCCCUGCUGCCAUGUUAUGGUAUGCGGUCAGGCCCACACUUGACUCAGGGAGAUGGACGUCCCUGCCAUGCAUAGUCCCUUGGGACUCAUUCCAUAUACACAACAGCAAUAAUACCGGGGUUAGAAUGUGGGUACAGUAUGGAUCCUUCAGCUGGCUGCAGGGGGCGGAAGGGAGACGUCCCUGUCGCUGCUCCACCACCCAGAGAUGUUC
Molecule: messenger RNA, 1413 nt
Organism: Nerophis lumbriciformis (worm pipefish)
Lineage: Eukaryota; Metazoa; Chordata; Actinopteri; Syngnathiformes; Syngnathidae
Source: RefSeq, a predicted model, not a curated record